Molecule: messenger RNA, 1419 nt
Organism: Exophiala aquamarina CBS 119918
Lineage: Eukaryota; Fungi; Ascomycota; Eurotiomycetes; Chaetothyriales; Herpotrichiellaceae
Exons: 1
Coding region: 1-1419 (472 amino acids)
Biological process (GO): poly(A)+ mRNA export from nucleus
Cellular component (GO): nucleus
Molecular function (GO): RNA binding; protein binding
Source: RefSeq, a predicted model, not a curated record
AUGUCGUUUGGAAACAGACAGAACGGCAAUGGCCAACCUUCACCCACCCUCCAACUCGCCAUUAAAGGCUGGGCAAGCAGCAAACUCUCAACAUCCAAAGACCAGGGUGUCGAAGCCUUGGUCGGAUUUUUGUCUAAAAAGGCAAGCAGACCGGUUCUAUCCUAUACUAGGGCCGGCCGCACAGUACUCCUCAUUACGGUCAACACACAAGACCAAGAUCGCUUCUUCCAUCUAAACGGCUUUACAUUUGCCGGUGCGACACUCGUCGUCGAAGAAGGCCGAUCACAAAAUCCCAGAUCCCAACACCAACAAUCGAACAACAAUGAGGGCAGAUUUCCUCAAUCACAACACCAUUCUCGGGACCAGCCACAAGGCCACUUCGGUCAAAACAAUCCCCAACUUACCAUCCGAGGUCAAGCCCAAGGACACUACGUUCCUCGAGGACCGCGUGGUCAGUUCCAAGACAAUUCCAACCACAACAAUCAAAACCAAGGUCACAAAUCAGCCGACCCUACAACGUCCGAGCUAGAAAACCUCAUCAUAAACGUCAUAAGAGAGCGAUACCACGCAGGAGACAAACAUCUGAUCCUCAACGCACUCGUGGCCGACCCUCAACUCACCAACUCAGGCCUCUCAAGCCAAGACCCAGCCAAAGUCUGGCGGGCAAUCUUCACCCUGUGUGAAAAAAGCAUGUGGGAGACACCCAGCAAGCGACGCGAGGCCGUGCAGAGUGUGAGCCUACGGGAUGACAACAUCACCAGCGUGAAAGACAUCCUCUCGCUGUCAAAUGUCUUCCCAACCAUCAAAAACCUCGACCUAGCAAACAACCAGCUGGCCGACAUCGAUGCGCUCAAGUUUUGGAAAAACCAAUUCCGCGACCUCGAACACAUCAUCCUGACGGGCAAUCCCGUCGCGUCCAACCCGGAUACCGUGCGCACACUGCUUACAUGGUAUCCGAACCUCAAAGUCUACAACAAUGAGCCUGUCAGAGAUGCAGCAGGCAAUAUCACUAUCCCAACAUCAUUGCCAACAUCAUUAACACCAUCGUUACAACCACAACCGUCCUUCCCAUCACCAUUACAACCAUCCUUACCAUCAUCAUUACAACCAUCAUUACCAUCAUCAAUAACACCCACCACGACCCCGAUCCCAAUCCCGGAUCCAAACGCCCCAACAGCCACGCACCCGGAAUUCCCACCGGGCUCGACCUUCGGGCUCCCGGAACCGAACAAAUCCGCCGAGGUGCUGCAACGCGAGCAAAUGGGCCUACAGUUCUCCUUCGAGACAAAACUAAAGAUGCAGUGGGUCGAGAACUGCCUGUCCGCCAACGCCUGGGAUUACGCCGCCGCCGUCGCUAACUUCAACAUGCUGCGCGCACAGGGUCAAAUCCCUCCCGAGGCUUACAUCGCCGGUGUUUAA